Tarenaya hassleriana is the source of this 2114-nucleotide messenger RNA. RefSeq names its product transcription factor MYC2-like. The record is from RefSeq and is a predicted model, not a curated record. NCBI's taxonomy places the organism in Eukaryota, Viridiplantae, Streptophyta, Magnoliopsida, Brassicales, Cleomaceae. Gene Ontology annotation, molecular function: protein dimerization activity; DNA-binding transcription factor activity; transcription cis-regulatory region binding. Gene Ontology annotation, cellular component: nucleus. The transcript has a single exon. Gene Ontology annotation, biological process: regulation of DNA-templated transcription. Bases 97 to 1944 code for a protein of 615 amino acids.
AGGCUCUGCUCCAGUUCCCGACACCAUCGACCUCUCUCUAGAGAAAUAAUUGUUAAUAAUAAUCAUUGUAGUUUUUUUCGGCGACCGGUGUAUGGAAUGAUGAAUCUGUGGACCACCGACGAUAACGCCUCCAUGAUGGAGGCAUUCAUGAGCUCCACCGACCUGUCCGGCCUCUGGCCUCCGGCGGCGGCUGCGGCGGCUCCGUCGGGUCAGAACCAGAAUCCUGCGGCGAGUUUCAGCCAGGAGAGUCUCCAGCAGCGUCUGCAGGCUCUGAUCGAAGGAGCCCAUGAGAGCUGGACCUACGCCAUGUUCUGGCAGCUUUCGUGCGACUUUUCCGGCGCAGCCGUGCUCGGAUGGGGAGAUGGCUACUACAAGGGGGAGGAAGACAAGGCUCGCGCCAAGCAGAGGCCGAGGUCGUCGAUGUUCUCUUCUCCGGCGGAGCAGGAACACCGGAAAAAGGUUCUCCGGGAGCUCAACUCUCUCAUCUCCGGCGGAGCUGUAACCACCGAAGAUGCCAUCGACGAAGAGGUGACGGACAUGGAGUGGUUUUUUCUCGUCUCGAUGACCCAGAGCUUCCCUAGUGGAUCCGGGUUGACGGGUAAGGCGUUCUCGACGUCGAACCCGGUUUGGGUUGUCGGGUCGGACCAGCUUUCCGGGUCGGGCUGCGAGCGGGCGAGACAAGGUGGGGUUUUCGGCCUGCAGACCAUCGCUUGUAUUCCGUUGGCGAACGGUGUGGUGGAGCUCGGCUCGACGGAGAUGAUCCGACAGAGCUCGGAUCUCAUGAACAAGGUCCGAAUCCUCUUCAGUUUCGAUGGCGCCGCCGCCGGAGAUUUGUCGGGUCAUCACUGGAACCGAGACCCUGAUCAAGGCGAGAACGAUCCGUCUAUGUGGAUCUCCGACCCGACCGGUGGAGCAGCUGGACCGAGCGAACGUGGCCAUGGAGCUCCGAGCUCAAGCUCGCAGCUUUUCUCCAAGUCUAUGCAGUUCGAGAACGGUAGCUCAAGCACCAUAACCGAAAACCAGAACGCGAACCCUAACCCUAACCCUAACCCUAGCCCUGUCCAGUCCCAGACACAGAACACGAAGUACAACAACUUCUCGCGAGAGAUCAAUUUCUCGACCUCGAAUUCCAACUUGGCCAAGCCAAGAUCCGGCGAGAUUCUGAGCUUCGGCGAGGACGCUAAACGGAGCUCCAGUAACCUGAACCCGGCUCCGUUCUCGGGUCAGACCCAGUUCUUGCCUGGCGACACCAAGAGGAAGACAAAGUCUGUCGGAGUAACCGAAGAUGGGGUUCUGUCCUUCGGAGUUCCCGGCGAAUCUUCCGACCAUUCCGACCUCGAGGCCUCCGUCGUGAAAGAGGCGGCGCCAGAGAAACGGCCGAGAAAACGCGGAAGAAAGCCGGCCAACGGCCGAGAAGAGCCGUUAAACCACGUCGAGGCCGAGCGGCAGAGACGCGAGAAGCUGAACCAGCGGUUCUACGCGUUACGGGCCGUGGUUCCAAACGUGUCGAAAAUGGACAAGGCCUCCCUUUUAGGAGACGCCAUUUCUUACAUCAACGAGUUAAAGUCCAAGCUUCAAAGAACUGAAUCGGAGAAGACCCAGAUCGAGUGCCAGCUCGAAAACCUCAAGAGCGAGCUGGCGGGACGAAACGCAAACGCGGGUAACCGCGAUUGCGGAGAUUCCUCGUCGGCGGUGAGCAAACCGAUAGGAAUGGAGAUCGAAGUGAAGAUCAUAGGCUGGGACGCGAUGAUUAGAAUCGAAUCGAGCAAACGCAAUCACCCGGCGGCGCGUUUGAUGUCGGCGUUGAAAGAUUUGGAACUUGAAGUGAAUCAUGCGAGCAUGUCGGUGGUCAACGAUCUGAUGAUACAACAAGCGACAGUCAAGAUGGGUUUCAGAAUCUACACGCAAGAACAGCUCAGGGCGGCUUUGAUAUCUAAGAUCUGAUAGUUAUGGGGUCAAAUUGUUAUUUAACUCUUUUUAGAGGGGCUAACUAUUUUGUGUCCUUUAGUUUUCGAGGGGUCAAAUUUCUAAAGCUCGGAAAGUAGAGCGACAAAAAGAAGUUUCAUGUGCCGUUUGGUCUUGUAUUAUAUGUUAUAUAUAUUUUUCUUGAGAUA